Xenopus tropicalis (tropical clawed frog) is the source of this 8839-nucleotide messenger RNA. It is a transcript of the gene utp20, whose product is annotated as UTP20 small subunit processome component. The transcript has 60 exons. The record is from RefSeq and is a predicted model, not a curated record. NCBI's taxonomy places the organism in Eukaryota, Metazoa, Chordata, Amphibia, Anura, Pipidae. The coding region runs from base 532 to 8700 and encodes 2722 amino acids.
AAAAAAAAAGGGCCUGACACCCCACUGUCUUUAAACAUUGGGCUGCAUUAUGUACUACAAAUGGGUUAGUUUGCCUGCUAGUUGCUACAUACCUGGAUAGCUUUAGCUGAAUGUAACCAGUCAAAUAUUAUGGUUACUUGCAGACAGAUUGGGUGAUUCAUUGAACCUUUCAGCUGCUCUGGAUUGUGUUACAGUUGCUAGGGCAGAGCCAUGUAGUAACCUUGGGAACUGCCUAAUGAAAUGCAUUCCUGAGUAGCCUCAGGUGAAUGUGAUUAUGUGCUAAGCUACACUCUACCUGAGCUUUCCAGAGAUUGUAGCAGUCCUGUGUCAUGGCUACUUGCUGAUACAUGGGGUAAUGCGUCAACUCCUUUCAGCUGCCCGCAUUGUGUUAUGGUUGCUAGGGCACUGUAGUGUAGUUACUACUAAGAACUGGCUAAUUAGAUGCAUUCCUGAGUAGCCUCAGGUGAAUGUGAUUACGUGAUCAGUUACACUCCAGCUGAGCUUCCCAGAGAGUUGCACCAGUUCUGUGUUAUGGCUACUGCUGCUACACCAGUAACAUUCUACAAAGAGGUAUCUUCCAAAUGUCAGUCUUUCAACCUUCUGGUAUAUCACCAGAAUGAUAUAGUUCAAAGCUUGAAGACUCAUCUGCAGGUGAAGAACAGCCUUGCUUAUCAACCCCUUCUCGACCUCGUGGUACAGCUGGCUAGAGAUCUCCAGAUUGACUUCUAUCCCCACUUUCAAGAGUUUUUCCUAGCUGUCUCUUCUAUACUGGAAACCAAAGACACUGAUUUAUUAGAAUGGGCCUUUACUUGCCUGUCGUAUCUCUACAAAUAUCUAUGGAGGAUGAUGGUAAAGGAUAUGCCAGCUAUAUACAGUCUGUACAGCACUCUUUUGGCCCAUCAGAAGCCACACAUCAGAAACUUUGCAGCAGAGAGCUUUGCAUUUUUAAUGAGGAAGGUGCCUGAUCUAAACGAGCUAUUAAAUUUCAUGUUUUUGGAUCUUAAAGAGCACCCUCAAAAGGCACAAGGCCUGGGGCAGUUACUGUUUGAGAUGUGUAAAGGGGUUAGAAACAUGUUUCACUCCUCAGCCCUAAAGGCCAUAAAACUAAUACUACAAAAGCUUGGACCUGUCACUGAAACUGAGGAGGAGUUGCCAUGGAGUCUGGUUGGGGAAACUUUGAAACAUUUUGUGGAGUCUGCAACACAUUAUAUCAACACAGAGCAUUUUAAUCCACUAAUUACCAAUAUUCAGGAGACCCUUUUAGCACUUUCAAAGAAAAUAGGGUCAAAUCCAUCUGAAUGUUCAGAUCAAAUUGAAAGGUUGCUGCAGGCGUAUUCUGUGCUUUUGGCGCAUGGUCACGGAUCUAAGGUCCCAAAACCAGAAACUGACUGCCAGACUUUAACAGAAAUGAUGAACACUCAAAAUAUGUCAUUGUCAUGUUGUGGUAACCUUUUGAAGAUAACUUCUACUUUACUUUUAAAUGACAACAUUUCACUGCCUGCCUGUGAUAUAGAACACACCAUCAGUAAGGUCUUUCAAAGUGGAUUUGCAAGAAGUUUAAUUCUGGAGUUUUCUGAAGAUAUGUUCCGUAUGAAGCAAUUUGAGCAGCAUUUUUUACAAAGCUUCCUACAGUACAUUCUGUUACUUUUUAAAGAAGACGACAGUCAAGUAAAGGAUGAGGCCUUGGUGAUACUGGCAAAGCUUAUCUUAUCAAAAGCUGAACCUCCUUCUACAGCAUCAAUGGCAUUUGAGAAAUAUCCCCUUGCUUUUGGUGUGAAAUCCCUAAACAAGUCUAAAUGUGCUGAAGGGGAGCCUUCAACAGUGCUAAGCUAUGUACUCUCCUUGGUUCAGUUAUCAGAGGGACAAGAUAUCACCAACCUUCCCCAGUGUUGGGCUGCACUUAUUGUUCUGCCUCAUUUAAGGCCACUGGAAAAAGACAACAUUCUGCCACUUUUAAAGACUUUUAUUGAAAAGCUUUUUGUUUUAACGGAUCAAAUACAACAGAAGCAAGGAAUCCUAUUUGUACUUUGCCAAGCUGUAAGCACACUACUCAGUUUGGAUGACUCUUCAGAAAUUCUUUCUAUUGUUCCAGUAGAGAAUGUGAAGUGCCUUUUGCUGACUUUCCCCUCUGAUCCAAGCGUCUUGCUCUUGGCUGAUCUGUACUUUACUAGAUUAGUAUUUUGUGGCCACCAGAAUCGACUGUCACACAACACCAUGGUGGAGAUCUUUACCAAACUGCAAAAUAACAUUUCAACAAACUCCUCAAAGGUGCGCCUUUUAACGAUAAGGAUUUUAAAUAAUUUUGAUGCUCCUCUCACUUCUGCUCUUGAGGAAAUGCAGAGAGAGGGGAGUCAGUCACUGUUUUCAAUCCUGUUGCAAGCUGAACUUGUACCAGCAACUGUUCAUGAAUACAGAGAGAAACUUCUUCAUCUCAGAAAACUGAGGCAUGAUCUGGUGAAAACUGUAGCAAAAGGAGACUUGCAGGAGGUACCUCUACGGUAUUUACUGGCAAUGCUGUAUAUCAAUUUCAGUCCGCUCUGGGAUCCAGUUGUUGAGCUUAUUGUUUCCCAUGCAAAUGAAAUGGAAAAUAAAUCUUUUUGGAAAGUAUUUUGUGAGCAUUUGGAGGAGUCUGCUACCCGUGCUGAGAAAGAAUUGAAAGAAGAAAAUGAACCGGAGGAAGAGAUAUCAGUCACUUAUGGCCCAGAAUCCAAGUCUAGCUCUGGAGGACACAUUGGAGCACUAUAUAACGAAUCUAUUAAACGCAGAACUAACAUUAAUGACAGAACUGAUUUUACCAAUUUCCGGUUUCUUUUGUGGAAAGCAAUGUCCAUGUUCCCUGACAGGGUGGAACCAAGAUCUAGGGAACUGUCACCCCUUCUGUUGAGGUUUAUUAGCAAUGAAUAUUAUCCAGCAGAUUUAUUAAUUGCUCCUUCUCAGGACCUUAGAAAAAAGCAUCUAGAAAAGGUAAAGUCUGAAGAUGAUGUUAUCAUGAAAGAGAAUGAGACUAUAGAGGAGGAGGAGGAUGUAGAAUUAAAUGAAGUCAAAGAUUCUGGGCCGCAGAAAAAGAAAACAAGGAGAGCAGCCUCAAAGCAGCUAAUUGCUCACUUGAAAGUGUUUUCCAAGUUUUCCAAUCCGCGUGCCUUGUACCUGGAACAAAAAUUAUAUGACCUCUACACACAGCUACUAUGUCAUCAAGAUCAGGAAGUACAGAAGAUCACCCUUGAGUGUGUGAUGAGCUAUAAGCAUCCCCAUCUUCUCCCUUACAAAGAAAACCUGCUAAGGCUGUUGGAUGAUAAAAGCUUUAAGGAUGAAAUUGUCCAUUUCAGCAUAUCUGAAGAGAAUUCAAUAGUAAAAUCCUUCCACCGACCAGAUGUAAUGUCAGUUCUCAUGAGAAUCCUUUAUGGCCGCAUGAGAAGUAAAACUGGCAGUAAAACACAGGGCAAGUCGGCAGCAGGAACCCGCAUGUCUAUUGUGUUAAGGUUCCUGGCUGGGUCACUGCCUGAGGAGAUCAGGAUGUUCCUGGAUCUCCUAUUUGAGCCCAUAAAACAUUUGAAAGAUGGUCAUUGCCUUGCAUCAGUAGUACAAACUGUUGAAAGUCUGGAUCUCGCUAAAGUUCUUCCUCUUGGGCGCCAGCACAGUCUGCUUAGUAGUUUGGAGGUGGUUUUGAAACAUCUCGGACACCUGAUUAGCCUCUACUUACCUGAAAUGCUACAGAUAUUACUGUGCAUGACUGCUUCCGUCUCUUACGUUCUCGAGCAAAGAGAAAAGAUACAGCUAAAAUUCAUCAACCCAUUAAAGAACUUGAGACGUCUUGGGGUUAAACGCAUUGCUGAAUUUUUUACGGAUUUUGAGACGUAUAAUUUCUCUUCAGAUGAGAUUGACGCUAUAUUUCAUGCAGUUGUAUGGCCACAGAUUAGCAGACUUGCUGCUGAAAGUCAGUAUUCCCCAACCCUUUUACUGAAACUUAUCCAUGUUUGGAGCAGUAACAGCAGGUUUUUCCUGUUGCUUGGAAAACAAAGGCCUGGGCAUCCUGAAUAUGAUAUACUUCUAAAUGUGUUUGCACUUCUCUCAACAAAGAACUUAUCAGAGGCUACUGCAAGUCUGGUUAUAGAUGUGGCUGACAAUCUUCUUAACAGCACGGAUUUUGAAGCUGCAGAGAAUCUUCCCUGCUUGUUGGUGAAUGAUUGUGUUCUCUCUGAUGUUGAAAACAUAAAUGAUGAAUCUCCCACUGUGGGUGUAAGGUUGAUAUACCCGCACAUCUCUGCAAUCCUGCAGUACCUCAAUAAGAGUAUGCUGAAUGUGGACAAAAUGAGGAAAAAGAAAUUUAGUGCACAAGUGAGCAAAGAACUAAACAUCCUGUCAAAGAUCAGCAAGUUUAUUCAGGAAAAAGAACAAAGUACUGUGCUUAUUGGGCUCCUUAUUUCCUACUUGCAUAAAAGCAAUAUAGCUCAGGAUACAGAGGUGGAUAUUCUGCAAACAAUUCAGAAUCUGUUAAGACACUGUACAAACCCUGCAAUCUUUCUGAAGCCAAUGGCAAAACUUUUUGCAGUUAUUCAGAACAAAUUAUCCCGCCAGACUCUGUGUUUAACAUUUCAGGUUUUGUCAGAACUGGAUCCCUCAAUGGAAUAUAUCACAGAUGUGGCUGCUAAGCUGAAUGCAUUUGACAAGAGACAUUUAGAUGACAUUCACUUUGAUGUGCGGAUACCAGCUUUCCAAAAAGCCACUGCCCAUAUAAAGGAGAUGAAGUCACUCGACAUGAACUAUAUCAUUCCCCUUAUGUACAACUGCUUCCAUACUAUACAGAUUGGAGAAAUGUCUCUGAGUGACAAUGCCAGCCUGUGCCUUACUGCCAUAAUAACACAGCUUGCAGCAGUGGAACACGAAGAGAUUGAAUUCAGAGAGAUAGUGCAGCGCACUUUGCUGCAGAGUGUGAAAACAGGGCUGAGAAGCAAAGUGGAGCAUAUUCAGCAGGACUACACAACGUUGCUUUCUAACUUGAUCCGGACCUUUCCCAAACAUCCAGAGUUUGCAGAUUUGGUUCAACUUACAGAUUACAAUGACCCCGAAAUGGACUUCUUUGAAAACAUGAAACACAUUCAGAUUCACAGGAGAGCAAGGGCUUUGCGAAAAUUAGCAAAGAAACUUGUGGAGGAGAAUGUGCUUUUAUCCUCUAAAUCCCUCCAGAACUACAUCAUGCCAUAUGCCACCACAACUCUCUUUGACGAAAAGAUGCAAAAGUAUGAAAAUAUGAUCAAUGCAUCUGUGGAGAUGGUAGGCGCAGUGUGCAAACAUCUGUCAUGGUCGGCAUACAUGUACCACAUGAAGUAUUUUAUUCACGUUCUUCAAACUGGGCAGAUCAGCCAGAAGCUGGGUGUCGGCUUGCUAGUGAUGGUGCUUGAUGCAUUUCAUUUUGAUCACAAUACAAUGGAAAAGCAUCUGCAAGCAGUAGAAACUGAAGAAAGUAAAAUGGACACUGACCAACUAGAAGAGGAGGAGGAGGAACCAAUGGAUUUGCAAGAAGAGGAAGAGGAAAAUCUGGAAAUAUCCAAUGUGGAUAGUGAAAAGGCAGCAAAUGUGAUAAGUGAGAAUCUGGAUGAAGAACACAAAAAGAGUCAAAAGCCAAACAUAGCGCUCAAGUCUCUACCAAAGAACAAGGAAGAACUUGCAUCACUUAUCCAACAUAUUCAGGAGACGGUCAAGACUACUAUCAUACCAAAGUUGAAGAAAUGUCUUGAUGCUAAGGUUAAAAGAGAUGAAGAGCACAAGUCUGUGAAAUCCAAAGCAGUGAAUGAGGAGGAAGUUGUUAGGGUUCCAAUUGCCUUUGCUAUGGUAAAACUCAUGCAGACUUUGCCACAAGAAGUCAUGGAGUCUAAUUUACCUAGUAUCCUGCUCAAGCUCUGCGUUUUUUUGAGAAACAGAGCACAGGAAAUCCGUGAUGUUGCCCGUAACACUUUAAUUAAAAUCAUGGAGACCAUUGGUGCUCGGUACCUGCACUAUGUACUUAAAGAGAUGCAAUCUGUGCUUGUCAAAGGAUACCAGGUCCAUGUUCUGACCUUUACUGUCAGUCUGCUGUUAAAAGGGCUGACUGGCAGCCUAAAGAAUGGAGAUUUAGAUGGCUGCUUGGAAACACUGGUCCAGAUUUUCAAUCAGGAGUUGUUUGGGAAUAUCGCAGAAGAAAAAGAAGUUAAAGGUAUUGUUUCAAAAGUAAUGGAAGCACGAAGGAGUAAAAGCUACGACUCUUAUGAACUCCUUGCUCAGUUUGUUGGAAAAGAUCAGGUGGUGAAGCUUAUUCUGCCCUUGAAAGAGGUUCUGGAGGUGACUACAAGCCUGAAGGUGUCACGUAAAGUGCAUGAAGCUUUCCGCCGGAUUGUUUUUGGUUUAAUCGCCAACACAGGAAUGACUGCCCAGCCUGUCCUCUUACUCAGCUAUGGGCUCAUUAGUGAAAAUCUCCCACUAAUAACUGAAAAAGAGAAAAAUAGCCGCUCAGAAAUGCUUCCUCCAGAUCAACGCCUUCAGCCCAAGAGCUGUUUGUUAAUUGAGACACCUAUACCUCGUGGAGGCCUUAAAGCAGCAGUUAACAGCAAGACCAACCUGCACAUCCUUGUAGAGACUGGACUACGGCUGCUGCACAUGAGUUUGAAGAAAUCCAAGGUCAAUUCUUCUGAUGAGCAUACAUUAGAAAUGCUGGAUCCCUUUGUGCUAAUCCUAAUUGGCUGUUUGCAGUCAAUGGAUGUAAAGGUUAUCACUGGAGCAUUGCAGUCUUUCAUCUGGAUCCUAAAGUUUCCUUUGCCUUCCCUUAAAACCAACACAGUGGAACUGAUCAAACAGCUCUUUCUGCUGCUGAAGGAUUACGCAAAAGCUGGAGUAGCCAAAGGGCAGAAUUUCCACUUGGUUGUUAACUGCUUCAAGUGCGUUACCAUACUGGUGAAACACACGAAGGGUGAAAUUACAGAGAAGCAGCUGCAAGUGUUACUGGGCUAUGCGGAGGAAGAUCUGUACGAUUCAUCACGACAGGCUACUGCCUUCGGCUUAUUAAAGGCCAUUGUAUCAAGGAAGGUGAUUGUUCCUGAGAUUGACGAGGUGAUGCAGAAAGUAGCCAAGUUAGCAGUGACUGGGCAGAGCGAACAAGUCAGAGUCCAAUGUCGGCAGAUUUACUUGAAGUACCUUCUUGACUAUCCUCUUGGGGUAAAAUUAAAAACGAAUUUGGAGUUUAUAAUUGCACAGCUAAACUAUGAAUAUGAAACUGGAAGAGAGUCUGCUUUGGAAAUGAUGGCUUACCUUUUCCAGGCAUUCCCAGAAAGCAUUCUCAACCAGUUCUGUGGACUUCUAUUUGUCCCCAUUGUUUUGCUGAUGGUUAAUGAUGACUCCCCUAAGUGUAAAAAAAUGGCUGCUCUGGCAGGGAAAUCCCUUUUAAGUAAAAUCAAUCUUCAGAAGAAGGAUCUGAUGUUCUCCUUGGUCACUCAGUGGCUUUCUAAUGAAAAGUCUGCUCACAAAAGAUUAGGAGCCCAAACAUGUGGUUUAUUUGUUGAAGCUGAAGGCGUUGAAUUCGAGAGGAGACUGGAGCCUGUCCUUACCACCAUUGAAAAAGAAAUUAACCCUGUUAUGUUUGAGGAUCUAAAAGAAGAGACUGAAGAAAAGGCAGCGGAUAGAUUGCUGUUUAGUUUUCUUACAUUAAUUACUAAGCUGAUUAAGGAAUGCAACGUUACCCAGUUAUCAAAGUGCCAAGAGAUUAUGGUUGUAAUACUUGCCCAUGUUCAGUCUCAUUUGUGGUAUCCUCAUAGCUGGGUCUGGCUCACCUCAUCCCAGAUCUUUGGAUUGCUUUUUGCCUUACAAAAGCCAGAAGAUCUUGUCAGUAAAUGGAUGAACAAAAAGCCGGGUAAAAAAGCCACACAGGAAGCAUUAUCUUGCUCGUUCUUAGUGGAACAUCUGGAUGUAAAGAUGAAAGACCUCGCUCUGGCUUUCUGCCAUCAGCUGCAGUCAAAAUUCCUUGACCAGGCUCUGGGAGAACAGAUCAUUAAGAAUUUGCUUUUUGUGGCCAAAGUUAUUUACCUCCUUGCCCCUGGCGUGGAACCUACCCAAACUAGUAAUGGGGAAAUGGAUAGUGAAACAAAUAAGGAUGCUGUAUCUGGGGAAGAGGAUGAUGAUGCUGGUGAUGAAGAGGCAAAGAAGGACAAAGAGGAUGAGAAAAAAGCUACGCUGCUUUGGUUGAUGAAGAGACUGACCAUCUUAGCAAAAAGAGAAGCUGCCUAUACGCCAAAAAACCCAUUAAAGAGAACAUGCAUUUUCAAGUUCCUUGGAGCGUGCGCAGUAGAUCUGGGAAAGGAAAGACUGAAGCCUUUUCUCCUAACCAUUUUAACCCCCCUUUUCAGAGAACUUAGCAGCACCUAUUCAGAACAAGACCCAACUUUGAAGAACUUAGCCCAAGAAAUCAUAGAUCUUCUAAAGAGCUUAAUUGGGCUGGAGGAGUUUUCUUUAGCAUUUGCAUCUGUGCAGAAACAAGCCACCCAGAAGAGGGUGAUGCGGAAAAAACAGAAAGCACUUCAGGCUGUAGCAAAUCCUGAAGUGGCAGCUAAAAAGAAGUUGAAGAAACACAAAAACAAAAUUGAGGCCAAGAAAAGGAAGAUUGAGUUUCUACGCCCUGGAUAUAAAGCCAAGAGAUCCCGCAGCCACACGCUGAAAGAUUUAGCAAUGGUGGAAUAAAUAUGGGACUAUUUAUCGAUUCUGGGCCAACCUUGCCUUAGAAAAAGACUGAAAUGCCAGUGUUUGGAAAUAUUCUCCAAUGUACAGUUUAUUGUACUAAUACCUUUUGUAAUUAAAUAUUCGUAACUUCAUAAAUCAA